AUGAUAGAGAAAGCUACCGGCGAAACCAAGAAUACUGCCACGAAAGCGUCAACAUACCUACGAGCUUGGACAAACCAUCCUGUUGGCUAUCCUCGCUUAUCUGAACGCAUCUCGUUCAAGCCGGAAACCGGCAUAUACCGCCGAUUCGAUGGGCUCAAUGCACGCCAUUUACUAUAUCUGCAAGCCGAACUCUGUAUGAUGGAAAAGGACCUACACUAUCUUGAGCAGCAAGACAAUAAAGGUACUGCUGGCAAGAGAUCGAAUUACGCAACCGACUAUCAGUGUAUGCUCGAAGAGCCGCAUGGCGAACAAUCAGAGCAGUUAAUACUGAUUGGAAGAAUGCAUGAGAAGCUCAAUCAGUACAAUAAAGCUCUCAUCCAAGUCUCGAUUCUUCAUCAGCUGAAAGCGCCAGAUCGCUUUGAUCUUCACGAUCUUCAAAGCUUCUUGGACGGUGUGGAAAUGGGUCCCGACCACUUGACCGGUGGUGAUGCACAUACCUGGGGUACAAAGAAGAACCCCAACAACCACCCUCCAGAUUUGGUUGGUGUACAUCCUCGUCAGAUUCCGGACAAAUUUUCUCGGAUUGUUUCCGAAAAGGCGAUCCAUCUCUUCAAGUGCGGGCUCGGGCUGUUCACGAAAAACAAUUCGCACCUCGGCGGCAAGGUAUACUACGACAGAAAGGUCGUGAAGAUCACGCUAUGGGUCAGCUCGAUGAUUGCUGCAGUGUUGCCGAUAGCAUCUAUCCUCGUGUUGAUUCAGCUUGAUACGUUAAAGGCGAAACUUUGGACGAUUGCAGCUUUCAACGUUGGAAUGAGCUUUUGUUUGACGUUUUUCGCUGAAGCCAAGCGAGCCGAAGUUUUCGCUGUGACAUCUGCGUACGUACCAUGCGUUCAGUGA
This is a messenger RNA of Alternaria triticimaculans, 897 nucleotides long. RefSeq lists its product as uncharacterized. NCBI's taxonomy places the organism in Eukaryota, Fungi, Ascomycota, Dothideomycetes, Pleosporales, Pleosporaceae. The transcript is spliced from 2 exons. The record is from RefSeq and is a predicted model, not a curated record. Bases 1 to 897 code for a protein of 298 amino acids.